CGGCAUAAACAAAGUGAAAGUGCUGAAAUUUGCUGAACACACGAAGCGGGGUUGAAUCAAACACAGAGGGGGUGAGAGAGAGAGAGGAGAAAAGCCAUCAGCCCCCCUGAAGAUCAAUAAGCGGGCCACACCAGGAGCAGACAGAUGCAAGCCCUCAUCCCUCCCGCUCUGUCGCAUCCAUCCAUUCUGUUAUCCAUCCAUCAAUCUAUCCAUUCAUCUCUAAGGGCGGUUCAAGGGGUGUCGAGACCCGACGGACACAUGUUAUGUAGUGCGUAAGCGUGACCCCCCCCCCCCCUGUUUUUUUUACGCAUUUAUUUGCAUCUGUUUCGCGCUCGGAGCCGCUGACAUGAGGAGCUGAAACCGACACCGACACAAGGAUGAAAAUGCUCCGGUUUCGCAGCCCAAGCAUCCGCUCCUUGGACCAGGAGGUCCUCUGCAUGAUCCGAUUACUGGACGACUCUGAGAUCUCCUGCACCAUUCAGAAAGAGACCAAAGGCCAGUUCCUGUUGGACCAUGUGUGUAAUCACUACAACCUACUAGAGAAGGACUACUUUGGCAUUCGAUACGUAGAUCCUGAGAAACAAAGGCAUUGGCUGGAGCCCAAUAAGCCUGUGGUGAAGCAAAUGAAGUACACAUCAAGGCCUGACUACUGCCAGACUUGUGCCUUCAACAAUACAGCAGCUCUACAGCCAUACACAAUGUGCUUCCGGGUCAAGUUCUAUCCCCAUGAGCCAAUGAAAAUUAAGGAGGAGCUUACCAGAUAUCUCCUGUAUCUCCAGCUGAAGAGAGACAUCUACCACGGUCGCCUCCUGUGUCCCUUUGCUGAGGCUGCUUAUUUGGGAGCCUGCAUUGUACAGGCUGAGCUUGGAGACUACGACCCAGAGGAGCAUCCAUCAGACUACAUCAGAGACUUCAAGCUUUUCCCUAAACAGUCCCUCAAACUGGAGAGGAAGAUUAUGGAAAUACACAAAAAUGAGCUCAGGGGUCAGUGUGCAGCAUUGGCAGAGUUAAACAUGCUCCAAAGGGCACACAGCCUGGAAACGUAUGGGGUUGACCCCCACCCAUGCAAGGAUUUUACAGGCUCGACUGCCUUCCUGGGCUUCACAGCCACUGGGUUUGUUGUUUUCCAGGGAAACAAGAGGAUUCACCUCCUCAAAUGGGGUGACGUCAGCAAGCUAAAGUUUGAAGGCAAAACUUUUUAUGUCAUCGGUGUCCAGAAAGAGAAAAAGCUGGUGUUGACAUUUCACACCUCGACCCCUGCAGCGUGUAAGCACCUAUGGAAGUGUGGGGUGGAGAACCAGGCCUUUUACAAGUGUGCGAAGUCAAGUCAGAUAAAGACCGUCUCAAGCAGUAACAUCUUCUUCAAAGGCAGCAGGUUCAGAUACAGUGGAAGAGUAGCAAAGGAAGUGAUAGAGGCGAGCUCCAAGAUUCAGAGAGAACCACCAGAGGUUUGCAGAGCACAGUUUGGUCAGAGUAGAAGCUUUACCUCGCUGAGCCAUAAAAAUCUCAUCAUGAACAUGGAGCCUCUGGUACCUGCACUGCCAUCCACCAACGAAUACGAAGAGGCGGCAGACCCCGGUGUUGUAGCUGUAAAGGAUCCAGUUCUCCUGUCUUCUUUCGAACCCUCUGCAGCAGCCGCAGACAAAGAACAGCCGAGUGCAGAGAGAGGAAACUCUUCUUUGAUCAAUGAACUGCAACCUCACUGUGUUUCCCUGGAAACCUCAAAUCUCCCACCCCAAACACCCAAAGCUGAAGACGGACUGGAGGAAGAUGAAAAAGGCAGCGCUGCACUCACCAUCUCUGAACUCGAAUACAGCCCCUGCGCCAGCAUGCUCCCAACCCCAGUGGAAGACACUCAAGGAGGGGUCAACCAGCUCUUCUCCUCUUCUGUCCAGAGUCCCGCUAGGUUUCUGAGAGAGCUCCACGCCGACCCCGACAUCCAGGCCCAGUUGGAGGCCGAGAGGGAGCGAGAAGGCACAUACGAGUGCACUCGCCUGGGCGCCAGAAGUGGAAUGAGCGAAGUCCUGUCCAGCAGCCUGCACCUGCUGUCGUCUAAUGAGAGAGUCAACACCUGGGUACUGGGCAUAGCCAGGUUCGUUGCAGUGCUCACGGGUGUCCUGCUUAUCACUGUGCCCACACUUCUGCUGUUGCUGGAGUCAGACAUCGACGUGUCGUUUCUCCAUGAGAUCCGGCAGACGCCAGAGUUCGAGCAGUUCCACUACGAUUAUUACUGCCCACUCCGACGUUGGAUUUUGUGCAAGAUCAGCAUGGUCAUGGAGAACCUGUGGUCUGACUGAGGAAAAGGACAAGCAGAGGGAAAUAAGUGAAAAGAAAGAAAAAGAAAGCUGGGCCCAAAUGUCUGUCUAAACACGUGAUUUAAUCUGAUAUGUCUUCAAAAGUGAUGCCUCUUAGGGUAAAAGAUUAAUAUGAGAUAAAGUGAAAUUGCUUGUUCAAGAAUGAGUGUGUGUUAAACAAAUAUAUUUCUUUUACCUUUUUGGUGGAAUGAUUUACCUCUUACUAAAACUGAGACUAGAGAGGGAAAUCCUUCUUUAUCAUGAAGUUGAAUCACUUGAUAAGACUGACAUUUCCGGCAAGAAUUAACUGAGAAUAAAAAAGGGAAUUAAUGGAGGGAAGGAAAAUGAAAAAUAAAGUUGUUUUAUUGUUUUUAUUUUACUUUACAUUUUAAAGGCCUCUCCACUCCUGAUGCUGACAAGCAGAGGCAGAGACUCUACAGUAGGCUUCAAAAACAGAUUGGUGUUCAACAUUCGAACCAGAUCGCCUGAUUGGUUAUAGUCUGCCAGUCAUGAAGGAGUGGGUGGGAACUGAAAGAGAAGGAAAACCUUAUUUACCAGUAAACACAACAAAAACAACAGUCUGAGCAAAAGAUUAAAAAAAAAAAAAACUACACAAAUAUAUGGAAAAUUGCUAUCAAUAUUAAGUAAGUUGUUUUUAAAGUUUUGUACAUUUUUAUGUGAUUCAGAUCUUUCAAAAUUUUUCAGUCAGAAGAUCAACUUUGAGCUUAUUUUCAAAUUAAGAAUUUACAAAAGAUUAUUAAGAAAAAAAGCUAAUUUACUGUUAUUUAUCAGAAUGAUGGUUGUUGAGAAACUAUUUUUUUAAGACUACCACCAACAUGUUGUCUUUGUGGUAGUACCCUGGUUUUACUCCAGCAGAAGUCAGAGCACAAAUCUUCCAGCUUCAGCUUUUUCAGAUUAUUUGAUGUCAUUAAGAAGGAAAGCCGAGGAGAACAAACCAGUUUGUGAUAUUAGGAUGUCUUUUGUCGAACCUUAAGUGUUGUCUGAAUUAAAUGUUGUCUUAUGGGUUAGGUUUCAUCUUUCCAUAUGAUAAACGUUUAGCAAAUGCAGAAAAAAAAACCUAAAGAGAAAAGGUAGGUGUGGAAACUUCUAAAUAAUGAAACUUUUUGUUACUUUAUGAUUCAUGAUGUGUCAGUUUUAGAAGAAGCUUUGAGUAUGUGUCACUGGAAAGCGAAGAAACAAGAGUGUUGGAAAAUAUGUUGAGGAAACUGUCAUCAGUUUAUAGCCAGUAGAUGAGAGUAAGGCUUUAGAUUGGGUUGGUCAAAUGGUUCUCAUACUUUUUAUAGCAAGUGCCACCUUAUUGAACACCCUGCACUGUUGUAUUGACAAGCUGUUAAAAUUAUUGUGCAACAGCGGCUUUAGGUCAAUUCAUCUCUUCGCCACAUUACGUUACCUGUGAUCAAGCCAUUUUACACCAACCACCUCAAGUCUUGUUCAUCCUUGGGUAUUUCCAGAUGUCUGACAGCAUCAUGUUCAUCUGUUUAAACCAUUAUAUGCAAGUAUGAACAGCAAUCAUACCAUUCAUUAAUGAAACAUACCCUCUGACCUAAAACAGCAAAUGUUUAGUCAGAUUUAUUGUCAGUUACGAUUACUGAAGUUGUUUCCAGAUUUUCUAUGGUACUAAGAUCCGAGUUUUACUUUGCUGUCCUUAAGCUACUUUGUAACUGACCUGAUGGUGUGAUUAGAGUUGCUGUGCAUUUUAAAGACCCAUUUGUGCUCGAGAUUUUACUUCAUGGCUGAUGUCUUGAGAUGUUGCUUCAAUAAUUCUAUAUAAUCUUCACACUUUGAAGAAAGUAAUAGAAAAGUCUCAGAAAAAUUAAGCACUCUCAUUAUUCUUGCAUUUAGCAAAUACUAAGCUUAAAUCAUAAUUGUGGUAAUCCUAAGUGACCUAAAACAGGAAGGUUUAAUGUCAGACAAUGAGAAAAAAACACUGUCUUUUUCUACAGUGAAUCUACAGGGGUUGGACAAUGAAACUGAAACACCUGUCAUUUUA
Girardinichthys multiradiatus is the source of this 4305-nucleotide messenger RNA. RefSeq names its product FERM domain containing 3 (gene frmd3). Bases 378 to 2297 code for a protein of 639 amino acids. Gene Ontology annotation, cellular component: cytoskeleton. The record is from RefSeq and is a predicted model, not a curated record. Lineage: Eukaryota; Metazoa; Chordata; Actinopteri; Cyprinodontiformes; Goodeidae. The transcript is spliced from 16 exons. Gene Ontology annotation, molecular function: cytoskeletal protein binding.